This is a messenger RNA of Solanum verrucosum, 729 nucleotides long. RefSeq lists its product as uncharacterized. The record is from RefSeq and is a predicted model, not a curated record. Bases 1 to 729 code for a protein of 242 amino acids. Lineage: Eukaryota; Viridiplantae; Streptophyta; Magnoliopsida; Solanales; Solanaceae. The transcript is spliced from 6 exons.
AUGAAGUUAGAACUUGGAAUUGCAAUUAUGUUGAUGAUGAUUUUUGUAGCACAAGGGAUGACUGAUGUACAACGAUGCCUUCAUGCUUGCAAAUUACAAUGUGGCAAUGAUAAAAAAUGUUACAAUGAUUGUGUAAAUAAUUGUGUUGUUUCUGUGAAUGUGCAAAGUCAAAUUCACUAUUUUGAUACUAAUGAAAGAAUCUACUGUCGUACGUGCAGAAAUCCAGUUGCACGCAUCCAAGAUUAUAUUCGGAGGGUUCGUCAAGGAGUGAUCAUAAUUAGAAGAGUGUAUAAUGUUCACGUACCAGAUGAUGUGGAACAUGAGUUUGGAUUUACCACAGCUGAUACUUACUGUGGCCAAUGUGGAACGUUGAUCGGGUGGAAAUUUAUUGCAGUCCCACUAGGGUCCGUGGAUGUUAGAGAAGGAAGAUUCAUGUUGAUAUCGAGAGAGGUUACUUUAUGGGAUGGUGUACAAUUGCUUCAUUUAAAUGAAGAACAAGGUUUAGGUGCUAAUGAGCAAAAUGCAAAUCAAGAUUUAGGUGCUAAUGAGGCUAAUGCUGAUGGAGGCGGAAAUGAACAGAAUGAUGAUCAAGAUGGAGGCGGAAAUGAACAGAAUGAUGAUCAAGAUGGAGACGCUAAUGAACAAGAUGUCGGCGCUAAUGCUGCAGUUCAAGAUGGAGGCGGAAAUGAACAGAAUGAUGAUCAAGAUGGCGGGGAUCCAAUGAACUGA